Messenger RNA from Paramuricea clavata, 1422 nucleotides. Lineage: Eukaryota; Metazoa; Cnidaria; Anthozoa; Malacalcyonacea; Plexauridae. The record is from the annotation of a GenBank genome assembly.
UGACGAACCGUGAGAUAGCAAUCGACGAUUAUAAGAUCCACAGACUUGACCGGUUACACAAGAAAGGUGGAGGUGUCUGUGCUUAUAUCAAGAAGAAUAUUAAAGCAACUGUCUUAAAAGAUUUAUCGAAGGUGUCAGUCUCUAACUUUCAUCAACUAUGGAUAAAUCUACAAUGCCAAAAAAGCAAAUCAAUAAUAAUUUGUGUAACCUACCGACCACCUGACACUUCUCUAAAUUGUUUCGAAGAUUUGCUUAAGCCAAAUUAUGUUCAGGCUUUAACUUUGAAUAAACAGAUUUUAGUGCUCGGUGACUUAAAUUGUAACAUGCUAGAAAACGGCCAGGAGCGGAGAGCGCUAACAAAUUUUUCUACAGAAUUAAAUCUCACACAGAUUAUUAAAACUCCAACUCGAAUCACGGCGACGUCCCAAACGCUUAUUGAUGUUAUUCUAGUCUCAUCCACAGCACUUGUUCUUGAGAGUGGUGUUAUUAACACUUCUAUCAGUGACCACUUACCAGUGUACGUCCUACUAAAGUUAAAGGCCCCAAAGAUGCCAGCAUGUUAUAUUACAACUAGGAGUUAUAAAAACUAUAAUCCCUCACUAUUUUCCUCUGACCUUGUCACUAAAUCGGAUCGUCUGUUAUCCAUAUUAUCCAACACCAACGUUAAUACAAUACUCGAACCCUUCAAAGAUGUUCUUCACUCAACUCUCGACGUGCAUGCACCGUUAAAAACCUUCAAAAUUCGAAAUCGAUCAUGUCCAUAUGUCACCAAUGAAAUAAAAGAACUCAUGAAGUCUCGGGACCUACACCUCCGUCGGUUUCAACUGACACGUGAUGAAGGUGAUUGGGUAGUUUACAAAGAAUAUCGUAAUAACGUAAAAAUCAAAAUUAAAGCCGCAGCGAAGGACCACACCUUCAACGAAGUAAGAGAACAUAAACACAAUUCGAGAUCCCUAUGGAAAAUAAUUAAUAAUAUAAUUCCCUCAAAGGAAAAGGAAACACAAGUUUAUAGUAAAGAUCCAAAAACAGUUGCAGAAGAUUUCAACCUUUUUUUUACUUCUGUGGGACGGAACGCUGCUGCGACAGCCGAAAGUUUAGCCAAAGACAACAAUGUUGCACUGUCAAAUCCUCUGUCAAAUGUAAUCACUUAUCCAUCUGAUCAACUGUUCAAUUUCCAAUCCGUUACUUGUACAGAGGUUCAACGCAUUAUCAUGGCUAUGCCAAGUAAUAAGUCACCAGGACCAGAUAAAAUAGGCAUGCGUGUCAUCAAAGACUGUCUUCCAAUCAUACUGGGUCCUCUUACGCAUAUGAUAAAUUGCUCUCUAAUGACAAGCACAUUCCCUGACCUAUGGAAGAUUUCUGAAGUUAUACCCCUACUAAAAGAAGGAGACCACGAGAUAGCGGCCUCUCUCACUACUCGAG